ACUAAAUCUCUCUCUCUCUCUAAAUUCGAGGAGCUUCUUUCCUUUCUAGCAAAGCGACGAGUCUGAGAGAGAGACAAAGGCGCUCACAUCUAGAUCUCAUCGCAAUAGUGGUGAGCUGCUCCUUUUAAUCUAUCAGAUCUCUUCGCUCGUUCACACCAUCGGCAGAAUCUGCCUCAUCCGGUUGCUGUGAAACAUCAUAUUCAGUAUGUGGAGACUCAAACAGUUCAUGCCAAAGGAACAAACAGGACUUGAAGGCAGGACCAUUGACAUUGGUAAUCUGAAAGUUCAUGUCCGCAAUGCUAUUGCUGAAGGUGGGUUCUCUUGUGUUUACCUAGCUCGAGAUGCACUACAUGGUUCAAAACAAUAUGCCUUAAAGCACAUCAUAUGCAAUGAUGAUGAAUCGUUGGAUCUUGUGAAGAAAGAAAUAAAUACGAUGAAAUCUCUCAGAGGACACCCAAACAUUGUUACCCUAUGUUCUUAUACCAUUUUGGACAUGGGGAGGACAAAAGAAGCACUUCUUGUGAUGGAGUAUUGCGAGAAGUCCUUGGUCAAUGUAUUAGAAAGCAGAGGAGCUGGGUAUUUUGAGGAGAAACAGAUUUUCAUCAUGUUUAGGGAUAUCUGCAAUGCCGUCUUCGCAAUGCACUGCCUAUCUCCACCUAUUGCUCACAGAGACUUGAAGGCUGAAAAUCUUCUGCUGGGUCCUGAUGGAUUGUGGAAACUAUGUGAUUUCGGAAGUAUAUCCACCAAUCAUAAGCGGUUUGAAAAGCCUGAAGAAAUGGGCAUUGAAGAAGAUAACAUCCGCAAGCACACAACCCCUGCCUAUAGAGCUCCCGAGAUGUGGGAUCUAUUCCGGAGAGAGCUUAUAAAUGAAAAGGUUGAUAUUUGGGCUCUUGGGUGUCUCCUAUUUCGUAUAUGCUACUUCAAGUUGGCAUUUGAUGGGGAAUCAAAGCUACAAAUUUUGAAUGGGAAUUAUCGGGUUCCAGAUUUACCAAAGUACAGUACUUCCAUCACGGGCUUGAUUAGAGACCUUCUGCAAUCAUCACCAGAUGCCAGACCAGAUAUCACGCAGGUAUGGUUUCGUGUUAACAACUUAUUGCCAGAAGGACUACAGAAGUCAUUGCCUGAUAGAACACCGGAAGUGAACAAGCCAGCUACUGAGAUGCAUGAAGGUUCUCCAAACAACACUACUCAUAAGAGUCAACAGCCAAUGCCUAGAAGAAGUCCACCUCCCCCACCAUCAUCUUCAGUUAACACCGGUGGAAGUGGAGGACAGCUAGGAGCUUUCUGGGUAACAGAUCAUGCAAAGGAAUUAAACAUAACUGACGACAACAGUAAGCCCAAAUUCGACGAAGAUCAGAUAAUUCCAAAAUGGGAUGCUUUCCCUCAAACAGUUAUCAACCCAAAUGUGCAAUUGCAAGAAGAUGGUCUUUCCAAAAAAGAAUUCGAAGCAAAACAUUUCAACAUCAUGAAAUCAGGGAAAGAGGAAGAGUUAGAAGUUGAGAUUGAGAAACUGAAGAAACAGCUUAAACAAGCUUAUGCGGACAAGGAUGAGAUUCAAUCGAAGUUUGACAAGUUAUCAGCUAUAUGCCGUUCGCAGAGGCAAGAGUUGCAGGAGCUUAAACAAGAGCUAGCCAGUCGAACUCCUUCUCCAAAUACAAUAACUGAUUCUUCCAAAGAUGAAAUAUCACCGCCUCCGAUUGAAGGUACGGUUUGGGAACUCGAAAAAGGAUUAGUUCAUAACACUUCACCGAUUCCUGACCAGAAGCCAUGGAAAGCGGCAAAGUUGCCCGUCGCCACUUCAACAAACAAUAAUAAUAAUAGUAGUAGUAUUUCCAAAUCCGUGAGGACUAGGAACGACAGUAGUGCUCUUAAUAAUAAUAAUACUAAAAGGGGACAAGAAUCGUGGGGAUUUGGAACAGAAUCGUCCUUUACUGCUUUACCAGGUGGAUCGCCAAAUCUCUCAAAGCAGCAUAUUAUUAAGGAUUCAAACAAUUCUCAACGAUCUAGCGAAUCAAAGAAACCCGAAAGUAGCAGUUUGGCAGCUUCUUCACAACCAGCUGGGUGGGCUGGUUUCUAAAGAGAUGAUAUGGCUGGUAUGUACUUUCUCUUUUUAUAAUAUGAUGUGCAAUUACUUAUUACUGUUUUGUUUUAUGUUGAAAUUACUGAAUUUUGGUAUUCUUCUAAGUGUCUUGUGUUUGUUUUACUAUGAAAAAUACUUUGGCUGUUAUUUAUAUGUAUUCCCUGGUUUGAAAUAUUUGUGGAUUAUUAUGGAACUCUGAAUAUUUGCAGCCUAUGAAUUUCAGUUUCUUUCAAUUUUC
This is a messenger RNA of Impatiens glandulifera, 2318 nucleotides long. RefSeq names its product probable serine/threonine-protein kinase DDB_G0276461. Bases 206 to 2077 code for a protein of 623 amino acids. The transcript has 8 exons. Gene Ontology annotation, molecular function: protein serine/threonine kinase activity; ATP binding. Gene Ontology annotation, biological process: protein phosphorylation. Gene Ontology annotation, cellular component: cytoplasm. The record is from RefSeq and is a predicted model, not a curated record. Lineage: Eukaryota; Viridiplantae; Streptophyta; Magnoliopsida; Ericales; Balsaminaceae.